CUCUUCCAGGAUGGCCUUCACGCCACGAAAGAAAAACCAUUUCCGCUUCCUGCAUCAUGGCUGGUUGUUGUCCCGGAGAUGUUUCCGCUGCUACCGGUGGGAAAAGAGUACAGUUUGGCAAUCGGUUCCUGAACGAUCCGGCCCGUGUUUUCCACCAUAAUGCCUGGGACAAUGUGGAGUGGUCGAAAGAACAGGAGGCGGCGGCAGCGAAGAGAGUACGGGAGAACAGCGCCCAGCGCGUGCCGCCCGAAAAGCAAGUUGAGUUUGAGGUCAAUGCACAUGAAUACUGGAAUAACUUCUACAAAAUCCAUGAAAAUGGAUUUUUCAAAGAUAGACACUGGCUUUUUACUGAAUUUCCUGAAUUGAUUCCUCACCAGAACCAAAGUGACCUGAAGACCUUGCUGUUAAAAGACAAUGACUAUGAAAUCAUUGAAAAUACAGGCUGUGGAGAUGGGCCUGGAUUAAUAGUUUCUAAUAUUCAAGAACAGCACAGGGCUUCUUCACACAGCCUUGAUCAUGAGAAACAGAAGUAUCUCAUGGAUGAAGCAACACAGAAACUGUGUCAUCCGGAUAUAAAUACUGAUGACUUUCCUGGUUCCUCAGCUACUUACCGCAUACUAGAGGUUGGCUGUGGUGUGGGGAACACAGUCUUUCCCAUUUUGCAUACUAACAAUGACCCAGGACUCUUUGUAUAUUGCUGUGACUUUUCUACCACAGCUAUAGAGCUUGUCCAAGUCUCACUUCCUGUUAUAACAAAUUCAGAGUAUGAUCCUUCUCGAUGUUUUGCCUUUGUUCACGAUCUGUGUGAUGAGGAUAAGGAUUACCCAAUACCCAGGGAGAGUCUUGAUAUCAUUAUUCUCAUCUUUGUCCUUUCAUCUAUUGUCCCAGACAAGAUGCAGAAUGCCAUCAACCGACUAAGCUAUCUCCUGAAACCUGGAGGGAUGUUUCUCUUGCGAGAUUAUGGCCGUUAUGACAUGGCUCAACUUCGAUUUAAAACAGGUCGAUGUUUGUCUGAAAAUUUUUAUGUGAGAGGUGAUGGUACCAGAGUUUACUUCUUCACACAAGCCUUUUUGGAUGUAAAACCUAUUUUUACUGCAGUAUGAAGUAUUGGAGAGUUAAAGCAAUACAUGAGCUUGUAAGUUAUAGGAGCAGAUUCUGCUCAGCACUACAUUUCAUGAACCAUUUGCUUAUGUACUACUUUUUAUAAAAAGCCUUUCCUGAUCUCCCUUAGUUGUUAGUAUUCUCUUCCUUCUCAAAUUACCUUGUAUUUAUUCAAUCUAUUGAUUCAGUCUCAAGUAGAAUGUAAGCUCCUUCUGGGCAGGGACUAUUUGUCAUAUAGUUACUUGUACCUGCACCACUUAGCACAGUGCACAUAGUAGACAAUAAAUGUUUGCUAAAUUGAAUUGAAAUAAAUAUAUUGUCUGGUUUUUCUGCUUCUUGCAUGUUUGACACCUGUCUCCCCAACCUAUACCAUCCUUAUUGGUCCCAGUAUUUUUUUUUUUUCCCAUGAGACAGUUGGAGAUAACUGACUUGCCCAGUGUCACUUAGCUAAUAAAUAUCAAGUGUCUGAGGCCAGAUUUGAACUCAGGUCUUCCUCACUGUAAUCCCAGUUUACUCCCCACUGCAACACCUCACUGCCCUCCUAAUCUUUUGGCUAAGGUACUCUUCUGGAUUGCAGCUAUAAUUCGAGUUUCAAAUCAAAAUUGUCAUUUGGGAGACAACUAAUUGUAAUCACAUAUAUUUUACAAUACUCAUAUUCUGAAUUCCUCGAGUAUAAAUACCCCCAACUUAUAAACAUCUCUUCAGCUCCUUCUUUGGGUCUUUUAAAAGAUCUGUUCCCCCUUAUCUGUAUUUGCCUUUUUUUUUGCCCGCUAGUCUCUUUUUCCUGUUGGUUGCUCUGUUUCCUUUGCCUUAGUAAAGAUUUAAUUUACAAUUACAAUGAAUGCAUUUACACAAAUUUUACACGUUUAUAGAAUUUACACAUGGUUUUACUCAUCUCAGCCAAAUAAGAGUAUGUUUAGAGCAGUGGUCUCCAAAAUGGGACCAGUGAGUUAGAGUGGGAAGGUGAGUGGCAUCCCACCCUUUUGAUAACAAAUCAGGGGACUUGUUUCUAAAAAGCCACCUCUACCCUUUUCCCCUAAAACUUCCCCACACUGCCCUCAGCAGAGCAUGUGAAAGUGCCUUGAGUCCAGAGGGCUUCCCGGCAAGGCAAAUGAUAAGAUCUGUUUCCCCCCAAGAAAUUGUCCUUGGUGACUCCCAGAUCACUAUUGUGAUGUGAGCAGUCGUAUUGCUUUUCUUUCCCAGCAGCCCAGUGGGGCCGAGGGAACUGAAAUUGGAAUAGUGAAGGAAAGUAAAGGACAGGAAGAGCACCUUCCUCUACUGUGUCUUCCAAACUUCCCUAAUAUAGUAUCAACAGUGUCCUAUCUUUUUAAUUAUCCAGGUUCACAACCUAGGGGGACAUCUUAAACAUGACUCUCAUCCCAUAUAUCCAGUCAUUUUUUAAAUAUUGUCAUUUCUAGCUCCACAUACGACUGUAGAUAGCUGGAAGGGACCUUAGGGACCAUUAAGUCCAACCUCCAGAUGAGGGCACUGAGGCAUAAAUGUUUAAGACAGAUUUGGAUCCAGAUCUUCCUUCCAAGUCUAAUGUUCUGUUGACUAUUCUUCUUUCAUCUGCCCCUUGUUCAUAUAAUCAUCACCCUAGUUUAGUUCACACCACCUAAUUGCCUUAUCCUUUGCAAUAGAGUCUUAAGCAAUCUGUCUCCCUGCCUCUGGUCUCUCACUUCUCCAACAUAUCUUCCACACAGCUGCUAAAGUGAUUUUCCUAAAGGGAAGGUCUGAGCAUAUCAUUACUCUAGUCUUAAGGUCUCCCUAUUGCUACUAAAAUUAAGCAUUGUCAUUUAUCUCAUUUAAAAAAAAAAAAAAUUAAUACUGCAAAUAGUACAUGUAUUUAAUUUGUAAAUAUGUACAUAAUGGAAGUGCACAAUCCAAACUUUUGGAGCCCAUUGAAUUAGUGUGUUCAUAUUUGUAGAAGGAAAAGCAGACAUUUCAUCAUAGGAAAAUAAUAAGCGUUUAGGUUAAUAUGAGGUAAGGCAGACUGAAUGUUUUUUCUGUCAGACAAACAAUUUUGCCAAUAUUAUCUUUCCUA
Sarcophilus harrisii (Tasmanian devil) is the source of this 3145-nucleotide messenger RNA. RefSeq names its product methyltransferase like 2A (gene METTL2A). The coding region runs from base 57 to 1103 and encodes 348 amino acids. Gene Ontology annotation, molecular function: tRNA (cytidine-N3)-methyltransferase activity. The record is from RefSeq and is a predicted model, not a curated record. The transcript is spliced from 10 exons. NCBI's taxonomy places the organism in Eukaryota, Metazoa, Chordata, Mammalia, Dasyuromorphia, Dasyuridae.